GCUGCCCGCCGCGCCUGCGGGCUCCCAACGCGCUGCCUGCAGGACGCGCCGGCUCCCCGAAGGGCUCGGCUGUGGUUUCGUAUUUCAUUUCCCUCGCACGCUACACCCGAAUUCCAGACGCUUUCUGGCUUGGCUGCUGCAUGGACUCAGAGCACAGGUCCUUUGCCGUACCCAGAGGAGGCAGACGGGGCUUCCCUCGGCUCCGGGGAGUGGACCAUGAAGACGUCAAUUGUGUUUCUGCUUUGCGCCUCGGUUUUCCCAGGCUUUUCCCAGGGCAGAGUUGUUGGAGAGGAUGAAACUGGUUUUGCCGAGUGUAAUGUGUUCUUCCCUGGACAAGUCCCACCCGAAGGAUUUACAGAGCCUUUCCACGUGAAAAUCUGUCAGCAAUACAACAAAGAGCCUCGCUUUGCAACCCUCUACAGUACUAAGGACAAAAUCCCUCUUUAUUCAGCUUUUAAGUAUACCAAGCCAGCCCAAAACAAGGAGGAGAACUGGCUGGUUGAACCACAGAUAGAUGAUCCAGAAAAUGACCUGCAUGAGAUGGUGCAUGAAGCUGAUAUUGCUGACACUGUGGCCAACCUUGGUGCAAAUCAAGCCCUGACCUCAGACUAUGUGGGCUCUGGUUACGAGAGAGGGCUGCUCAAUCCCAGCUCGCUCAACGACGAGGAUUUCCAGAUGGCCACUUACACUCUCACAAACGCCGUCCCUCUGAGCCCGUCUCUGAGCAAAAGCUGGCACGGAGACAUUAGGAUGGUAGUGGAGCAAGCUCUGGUCCCUCACUGCUCCAAGAAGGACCAUCUGUAUCUCCUUGCAGGUGCAAUUCCUUCCAGUGUCCGAGUUAAAGGGAAGGUGUCAGUGCCAGAGACCCUCUGGCUGGCAGCCUGCUGUCAUGCUCCAGAUGGAUGGUCCCUGGGACUAGUAAAAAAAACGAAUGAUGAAAACAGCUUGGUGGACCUCACGGUGAGAGAGCUGGAGAAGCAGCUUCUAGCAGGAGCUCAUCUGUUCAAGGGCAACUGUGGGAAAGACAACCAAAGCCAGGGGAAAACAGAAGCAAUACUGCAAGCUGUCAGUCAGAUCCGCUCGGGAGAGCAAGUAGGAAGUAGUGACAACCAGGAGGCCAAAGACAGUGGCUUGGUGAGAAAACUGGUUGGCAUCAUUGCUACACCUUUCAUCAAACUUCUGGAACUCCUCAUCUACGUGUUUGUGGAGCUGGUGAAAUUUGCAUUUUAUUUUCUGUGGCUUGUUAUCAAACGGGUUGGUGGUACAGUUCUGGAUGGAGUCUACAGCCUGUGCCACGGGGUGGUGUCCUACCUUAAAGCUAUCAGCAUGGUGCUCAUCAGCAUCCCCUAUGAUCUGGGGAGGGUCAUCGUCAACAUCUUCCUAGGCUUCCUGCAAAUUGUUCAAGAUGUGGUAUUCCUCACCUACAGGAUCCUGUGCAUCCCCUUGGGGUUUGCCCUUCACCUCGUUGCUUUCCCUUACCACUCCAUCUGUGCCAUUCCCUCUGUCCUAAAAGACAUGGCUGCUGGGAUUGGAGGCACCUUUUCACUGGUCAUCGAUGCCACAGCUGCAGUUCUGCAUGGCUUUUACUACCUGGCUGGUCACAUAGUCAAACGGUUUGUCCCUAAAGGCUCCUCUGAUGACUGAUGGGGAUGGAAACCAAGGCUGCAAAGACACAGACUCAGGGAGGAGUGGGGAAAAGCUUUAAGAUACAUGGCCAAAUGCUAUCAGUUUUGUUCUGGUAUUUAUUGUAGUGAAAUUAAUAAUAAUGAACCGACUGGGGAGUAAUGGGGAGGGCUGAGGUAACGUUGCUGGGGGUGCCACCACUGUAACUCAAGGUGUGUCUGUUGUUAAGUGUUGGGGUUUUAUGGGUGCAGGCCACAAAUGUUCUGUGAUUUGCAGAUGCUUCCUCUGGGAGUUGCAUGUUAAAUGUGGUACAAGGUUAUUUCUUUCUGGCUAUGAUAAUGCUGAGAGCUAUGCACUGGCAGCGAGCUCUGCAGAAGCCCACCCUGCCAGGGAGGAGGUGGUGGUCAGAGGAGGAUUUUAGUUAUGGAGGGUUUUCUGGGACCUGGAGAAAGGAGAAGGAAGCAUGAGUGCAAGGACUUGUGGCUAGGAAACAGGAGGCAGCAGGGCAUGAUGGGGGCAAGGUCCUGCUUUUUGUUGCACUGCUCAUUGAAUCAAGGUGGAAGGGAUGCAAUCCACUGGUGAAAGGGCUGCAACCAGAUGUAUCUCAUAGUCCUCAGGUCUUUCCAGGCAGCUGAAAUCACAUGGAUCUUGCUGUGAGGAAAGACCUACUGCAUGUUACUUUGCAUGGUGGGAAAACAUUUUCCCUUAGCUGUACCAAGGUUAUCUUCCCCCAACCCUUCCUUGCUCUCUGAUGACGACUGAAAGUUUAAGUCCUGAAGCUUCAAGACAUGGCAUUCCCUGAAGGUAUAAGCCCCUGAAUGUCCCAACCAUGAAGCCCUUGUGCCUGCUCUGAAGCCCAGCAGCAUCUGAGAGUCACGCUUUUGGCUUUGAAUCAGAUGCCUCCUGCCAUGCCUCCCUUGAGGGCUGACAGCUCCCCAGGCACACAGCGUAUUCACAUGCCCAAGAUCUCCACGAGAUGAUGCCCAGGCUGGCAAUGGGUACCACCACAGCUGUCCUUCUGAGGCUUCUUUUGAAAGCACACCUUGCUGGGGAAAAAUUAUGCUCCUGGGUUUCCCUCUAGGGCAGAAGAAAAGCAGCUCUUCCCAUCAGUCUGGGUUUGUGGCAGGGACUUCCCUACAGAAAGAGGACAUGGGAGAGGAGGUGCAUGGGGAGCACGGGAGGGAUUUUGCUGCUUUUGCACAGGGUGAUUUGGUGUUUUCACAGCCCCUUCCUGGAGGCAGAGUUGGAAUCGGGCAGGAGCCAGCCCUGGGCAGGGCAGGUGGGUCCCCCUCUGUGCUGUGCUGGGAGUGCAGCUGGCCUGGGGGACAUGAAGGAAGGUAGUCUUGCAAUCAGGAGAGAAAAGGCAGAGGGAACAGGAGCCUCAUGGUGAGUUACCUGCACUAGGAGGUCCUGGCAGCACUAAUGGAAGAGACCACCCAAGAGAGGAAGAGAGGUCUGCAUGGCUGCUGCAGAUGCAGGAACCAUCAUGUUGAAGCUCAACAUGACCCCGAACAGCAAAGCCUUUUGCUGGGCAUUUCCCCUUCUAAGCUGGUUUUGGAAAUCUGGAGUAGGGAAGAAGUGGUUGCACCCACAGAGGGAGAUCUGGGGUGCAGCACUUAUUUUCUCCUACAUGGCUUGUCCUCUCUGCUCGCUUCUCACCCCUUUUCCUCACUGGUAUGAGCCAGGACCUCCCACAUCUGGGACACCAGAGCUGCGUCAUGUGUGGAGGAUUUUCAGGGGACCAUCAAGGGGUUGUAGCUGGAUGAGGAAGAGGCACAGGGACACCUGGCACUGCUGGAGGAGAGCACAGGUUUGCUGCCAUUCCUCAGAGUUUGACUCAGCAUGGGGCUUUGGAUCUCUUGAUGCAGUUGCCUGCAGGAGGGAAGAUCUGGGUCUCAGCACCAUUUGCUGUGGCUGGACUCCAGGAGGCAUCUGGGAGUCCUACUUAAAUAGAUCCUUCCCUUCACUCCCACCUCUGUCCCUCCUUCCAGCAUCUGGUGGUUGUGGGUCCCUGAUCUGCCUUAGCAUUCCAUAAGGAGUCCCAGGGGUGUGCAAGCUGGUGCUGCCAUCUCUGGGGGAUUGUGUUGGUGGUGGCCAGUCCUGUGCUGAAGAAAGGCUGAUUACUCAACACAGCAGCUUCACCUCCAUGCCUCAUGCUGCCUGCAGCAAGGCUGAGAUGGGGGGAUGGAAUCAGAGGGAAAAGGAGAUGUGGCUGGUUCAUGGUGGUGACAGAGGUGGCAUUCAUGCAACCAACAGUGUGUGCACGUCCCAGACCAGGUGGCACCCUGUUUAGCAAUGAUGUUAAUGGCAUUGGGGAUGUCAGCCAUGAGGAUGCCCAUGAUGAGAUGGGGAGGCAGUGGGAUGAGCAAGCAGAGAGGAUGACUCCUUGUCUUACCCUUUGUGGGUCACAGCUGGUUUGUAGAAAAAGAGAGGCUGCUGACAAGCAGCACUGUCUUUGCUCAAAAGGCAAGUCAGCUUUUGUGUGCUGGGGUGUGUAGCUGGGUGAAGCCAGUGGUAUUUUACACAUCCCUCCUUUGCCUUGGAGCUGUUUGUUCAGGAAUUUCAUGUGCAAGGGGAAAGGUCCAGGUUGCUCCCAGCAGCCUGCUGAUGCUCUCCAAGCCAAACUUUGCAUCAAUGCCUACGCAAACAUGCCUUUCCUACUGCAGAUCCAGGCAUGGAGCUGUUUUCCCACUCCUUUAUGAGACUGUGUCCCAGCCCCUGCACUCCUCUCAUGCUACAUGGCAGCUGUCAAGGCAGGAGAGCAGCCAGCUCAGGUCCCAGGAGAUGCCAAGGUAGGGUGACAGUGGUGCCAGCCUGGAGGACCCCGGGUCUCUGGCAGCCUCUGGAGGCAUGUUUGGUGGCAUAAGCUUUCAAGUGCAGCCCAAGCAUUGGGGAGGAGGUAGCUGCCCCCCCAGCUGUCUGUCUCCUGCCUUCUGCCUGGCCUUGUCUCUGACCCAUCUCAGAUGAGCAGCACUGCAGAGUGGCCAGUGUUGCGCUUCUCAGGGUUCCUUCACCCAAAGCAGAUUCCUCACACCUUAAACCAGCAGCCCCCCACAUCCCAGCUCCAGGAGCACCUCCACUGCACCCCCCAGUCGCAGCAACGUGGGAGCUCAUGUGCUGAGAAGCAGCAAAGCUGGAGCACCUCAGGAGGUCUGCAUUGCCACAUCUCCAUCACCUUUGCUACCCAGCCUCGCUCGGGACAGGCCAGCAGGUCUCCAUGCUGCAGCUGUGUCUUCUGACCACUUAAAGGUGGACAGUCCUUGAAAUCUAGGGGGCUGCAGCACUGCAGGAUUUGGGCAGAUGUGAAGCAAUGGUGUUAAAACUGUUUUGACUUACUCUGAUUCCAAAGGCCAAGAACCGCAACCAGCACGAGGCAUUUUUCUAUUAUGCUGCGUGUCUGAGCAGGUGAUGGGAAAUCUGCCUCCAACGCUGAGCAAUUAUCACGGAACAAGCAACAUCCUGCUACAAACUAACUAUUGUUUGAGAUUAUUCUUAUCUGGGCAUGAUUUAUGGCUUCUGAGCUUUAGUCUAUCCUUGGAAACAUAUGGCUUCAAAAAAUAAAAGUUACUUUUCCAAA
Messenger RNA from Apus apus (common swift), 5200 nucleotides. RefSeq names its product endonuclease domain containing 1 (gene ENDOD1). The coding region runs from base 217 to 1644 and encodes 475 amino acids. NCBI's taxonomy places the organism in Eukaryota, Metazoa, Chordata, Aves, Apodiformes, Apodidae. Gene Ontology annotation, molecular function: nucleic acid binding; hydrolase activity; metal ion binding. The transcript is spliced from 2 exons. The record is from RefSeq and is a predicted model, not a curated record.